Molecule: messenger RNA, 878 nt
Organism: Durio zibethinus
Lineage: Eukaryota; Viridiplantae; Streptophyta; Magnoliopsida; Malvales; Malvaceae
Source: RefSeq, a predicted model, not a curated record
AUGGAAGCUUCAAUACGUUACAUGCAGGAUGUGAGGUGCAAACCAACUAAUGGGCAUCAAAAUGCUAGUAUGGCCAGAGUUGCUGCAGUUUUUCAGGCUGCUCCUGCAUCAGAGGAUCAGUAUAGAAUGAGACGGAGCUCCGGGCUUAGCAACAUGACUCUAGCUACUGAAGGAAUAUGGAAUUCUUCUAGUGGGCAGCUUUGCAUGGUUGGUUGUCUUGGCAUAGUAGAUGUAGAAGGGAGUAGCUUAUUGAUGAAAGUAAUAAGGUGUACUUCCCUUUAUCAUUUGAAAGUUCCUGAUCAGUUUCCAAAUUCUCAUCCCCCAAGAGUAGAUAUUCAGAUGGAUAUUUUUACACUUGGUCCAUUGCUUGGGCGCUAUUGGCACUCAAGAAAUCCAACCACCAGAGAAGAAGACACACCUUAUCACAUUAAAGCUAAGCACACUGAAAAACAGCUCCUUUUGAAUGUAUCAGCUCAACUAACAACUAUCAGAAAAGAUGAUAGCAAUUUUUCUGUUCUUUUUCCAGAGGGUCUUUAUGAUCCACAUUUUGGACGGAUGGAUCUUGUUGGCUGCAGGGAUGUCCCGGCCUCGUGGAAGAUCUUAGUUCAGACCAUGGAUCUUGAAUCCGGGUUGGAUUGCUUGACAGAAGUCAUAGUGUCAUACUCGUACCCUCCCACUACAGCUCUGUGGCUGGUCAAUCCAACUCUGAGAAUUUCAAUAGCCGGCCAGAGAAAUGAAGAUGACCCACUAUAUUUUGGAAUGAAUAAGCUUCAAACUCUUCCAAUUAUGUACAGAAAGCAGAGGGAAGAGAUUCUCUCUCGCCGGGUGUUGAUGGAAUCCGCUGUAUUUUGACUCUUUCAUUAGCAAUUGCUUGCAUU